UACGAUCUUCUCGACAAACUCUCUCGUAGACGACAAUAUGCACGUUCUCAUGUUAAACACAAAGCUCCACUUGUUGGUGUAGAUAGCGAACGAACUUUCGUGGAGUCUCCUGAAAUGGAAAUUGCAGGAUAUGGGUUGAUGGAGAGAACAAGUAUCGACCCGCGGCGAGCUAGGAGUCUGCCAUGGUUUGAGGACAGUCGAACGUCAUACCAACAUCACGCGGACUAUCUCAAACGCCUGUCCACCCUUAGGGACGAACUUAUCAACCAGGAGCAUGAGAACCUGUCAAACGCUUUAGAGCGACUUAAACAGAGACAAAACGGAAAGGAAAACAGAACUACUACGCGACCACGUGACACAGAUGCAUUCGGGUUUGAGGUUCCACCCCGUAAGGCACUGAUGACAACAGUUGAACAGUUCAAACGUACCCGGCCCAGACGAAGUCCUCCAAGGAUUAUGCCUUUAGAGGGAAAGCAAAUUAUGGAACCACAAGCGGUUUUCAAAUCUCCUCGUAGCCCAUUGCUGCCACCGUCGUCACUUCCGGUUCGAACGCCAGAUGAAAGUUUUAAACUGAAUCUACAACGGUUGAUCCAGCCAACUUCUAGUAUUCCAAACAUUGGUCGAAAAUCAACAACCUCUAACAAACAAUUAGUUCUUGAAACAUCCCCGUUACAGAAGAAGUCCACGCCACCUAAGUUAUCCCCAUAUCCAUUAGAACGGCAUGGUCCAUUGUACAAAGGUACACUGAAGACAGGGGGCCGUCUCAAAGGUCUUAUCAGGCCGGAUGACGACAAAGACUACGACGAUUUACCAACGCCCGGUUUUCAACAUUCUGACACAAUGGACCAGGAUAAGAUGAGCCUGGAACAGCUUAAAGACUAUUACUGUAUAUAUUAUCUUCCUACGAACACGCCCGUAGUUCCGAACGAAGACGACAUGUCUUUCUACGGGGAAUCCGUACAUAGCAGUCGGAAAUCCGAAGGGAGAGACAGUAGAAAACGAGUUAAUGCCGUAGAGGGCAGGUCAAUUAUGAAGAGACUCGACAAAUCGAAACAUAGAACAAAUCCUAGGCGCACGCCAAGACGUGACCGAAAAAACUAUUCCGAAAGUCAUGAUUACGACUCGGAUUAUUCAGGUGGUACGCCACCUCCUGCACAUAAGAAACAGAUUGUUGUAGAUAUGCCAGCGAUAGUGUUUAACACGGCAACCCCGGAAAGGACACGGAUUGACUUCGAUCCUCAGAUAACGCCCCUGCGUAAAACUUAUAAGCAAAAUGAACUUCGUCAGAGGGAAUUAAAAAACUUAAUUGAGGAUGUCAAAGAACUCAACUUACGGAACGACACGUUAACAGGGUUCUUGAAAAAAGCACCGGAUGAAUAUCGGGAAUAA
Ylistrum balloti is the source of this 1389-nucleotide messenger RNA. RefSeq lists its product as uncharacterized. The coding region runs from base 115 to 1389 and encodes 424 amino acids. NCBI's taxonomy places the organism in Eukaryota, Metazoa, Mollusca, Bivalvia, Pectinida, Pectinidae. The record is from RefSeq and is a predicted model, not a curated record. The transcript is spliced from 2 exons.